This is a messenger RNA of Cydia amplana, 1407 nucleotides long. RefSeq lists its product as uncharacterized. Gene Ontology annotation, molecular function: nucleic acid binding. NCBI's taxonomy places the organism in Eukaryota, Metazoa, Arthropoda, Insecta, Lepidoptera, Tortricidae. The record is from RefSeq and is a predicted model, not a curated record. The transcript has a single exon. Bases 1 to 1407 code for a protein of 468 amino acids.
AUGUUCAAGGGCAAAGUAUAUCAGAUGACGUCAUUACCAUUCGGCUUGGCCACGGCACCGAAGGUAUUCGCCAGCCUGUCGAAUUGGGUCACCCAAAAAUUAAGGGAAAGAGGUCUCAGGGUAAUAGUAUACCUAGACGAUUUUUUGUUAGCCCACCAAGACAAGCAGACGUUAUCGGUACAAGCAAUCGAGGCUGUACACCUCCUAGAAACCUUAGGAUGGCAGAUCAAUUAUGCGAAGUCCAUACUGACGCCACAAAAAAGUCUGGAAUUUUUAGGGAUCACAUGGGACCCGUGGCACGGGAUAAAAAGCCUCCCAGAUGCGAAAUGCACGGCAUUGAAAGAGAAAAUACUUCAAGUUCUAUGUCGACAGUCUGUUCGACUAAAAGAAAUUCAAAGCCUCAUAGGUCGCAUAAACUUCGCAAGUUUUGUAGUACCACGUGGUCGCUUGAACCAUCGCGAGCUAAUCCAAUUCUCCUUGAGCUUGCCGGCCAACAAUUUCUCUCGCCGCUAUUGGGUCCCCAAGCAGAGUCUAAAAGAGUUAAAGUGGUGGCUGAGACAUCACAACUGGCCGUCUGCCCUCCACAAGCCGCCAAUCGAACACUUCCUGGCGACCGAUGCAUCAGGCUUGGCGUGGGGAGCGCGGCUAGACAAAUGGCAACUAUCGGGCAGAUGGUCACCGCAAGAGACUCUCCUACACUCCAACCAAAAGGAAAUGCUCGCUGUGCUCCACGUCUUGCGAGAACGCGGUCCUUACCUAAAGGAUUCGUCUGUGAUGUUACAAUGCGACAACAAGACGACAAUAGCGUACUUGAGGAAGGAAGGCGGGACGAAGUCCAGCAGCUUGAUGGGCAUAACCAGGAAAGUGUUCAAACUGUUGGACCAGUACCACAUUCACCUGACGGCUCACCACAUACCAGGGAGAUUCAAUGGGGAAGCGGACCAUAUAUCUCGACUCAGGACCGAUCCAGAAUGGCACCUUCUUCCCGAGGUAACCCAAGUCAUAUUUCAAAAAUGGGGAGUGCCCCUUGUCGAUCUGAUGGCAUCGAAAUCAGCUCAUGUGGUACCCCAGUAUGUCAGUCUGGACAUGUUGGAUCAGAAGGCACUCUUUCACGAUGCCUUCAGCAGAAAUUGGGACUUCCCUCUAGCAUGGGUCUUUCCUCCGCCGUUCCUAAUUCCGAAAGUACUUUCUCACCUGAAUUCUGCCAAAGGGACCUAUCUGAUUGUAGCUCCCAAAUGGGAGAAAGUAUUUUGGAAACCAGACAUACGGAACAGAUCCCUGAGCCCUCCUUUCACAAUACACCGCCUGCACCGGGUCCUAGUAGAUACGCUUACGGGUCUACCUCCCAAGAAAGUCCACGAAAUGACUCUUCAAGUCUGGAGAUGUGGGGGUGGACUUGUAAAUUAA